Messenger RNA from Epinephelus moara (kelp grouper), 3011 nucleotides. RefSeq lists its product as uncharacterized. Gene Ontology annotation, molecular function: catalytic activity. The record is from RefSeq and is a predicted model, not a curated record. The transcript is spliced from 7 exons. NCBI's taxonomy places the organism in Eukaryota, Metazoa, Chordata, Actinopteri, Perciformes, Serranidae. Bases 179 to 1114 code for a protein of 311 amino acids.
UAUAAAGGUGUUGCACCAGUAUAUCAAAGUUGUGUUGAAGUUAGCUAACGUUAGCUUAAUGUGUAAAGAGUAGAAUAAAUAUUGCUAAUUUGUCUUUAGUUGUUUGUAAAAUACGAUAGAGAUUAGUUUGUGUAAAUCGAGUUUGAGCUUGUAAUAUUUUCACGAGUAAUUUUAGACAAUGGCGCUGAAACAUUUCCGGACGUUGACACCAAUUUUAGCGGCUAACGUUACCUGUCACAGUAAAACAUCUGGACUGUCCAUAAAGGCCAGUUUGUUGCCAGUGAAAUCCUACAGCACUGCAACGGGAGGUGAAGACAGAGGAACAGCUGCGGGACAGACUGUGGUCACCGAGCGCAGGGGGUCUGUGGUCACCGUGGCAAUAAACCGGCCUGAGGUGCGUAAUGCGGUGAACCAGGAGACGGCGAGGCGUCUGCUGGAAGAGCUGGAGGCCUUCGAUAGUGACCCAGACUUAAACGUGGCUGUCCUGCAUGGGAAAGGAGGGAAUUUCUGCGCUGGUUAUGAUCUGAAAGAGCUGGCCAAUCACACAGCCUCCCUCAAAUUGGAGCAAGAUGUCACCAAGGGUCCCGGUCCGAUGGGUCCGUCCCGUUUGGAGCUGUCAAAGCCACUGAUAGCAGCAGUCAGUGGCUUUGCUGUGGCUGGAGGGCUGGAGCUGGCUCUGCUGGCAGAUCUGCGAGUGGUAGAGGAGAGCGCCGUCAUGGGGGUGUUCUGUCGCAGGUUUGGAGUUCCGCUGAUUGACGGAGGAACAGUGCGGCUUCCACGUCUCAUCGGUCUGUCACGAGCCCUUGACCUGAUUCUGACUGGACGACCAAUUGGAGCACAGGAAGCUCUCGCCUACGGACUCGCUAACAGAGUUGUUCCUGAUGGCCAAGCUUUACAGGCAGCCCUGGAGUUAGCAGAGCAGAUCAGCUCCUUCCCUCAGCAGUGUAUGCGGGCCGACCGCUCCUCAGCCAUGUACAGCUGCUACGACGCUCCCUCCUUCACACAGGCCAUGCAGUAUGAGAUCGACAACGCAGUUCCCGUCAUCCAAUCAGAAGCUGUCGCUGGGGCAACCAGGUUCACUACUGGAACAGGAAGAGGAGGAGAAUUCUCCUAGGAUUUUGUUUGCAGGGGCCUUGUGAAUUGUGUUUUUCAGGUGAUCUAACACAUCUUGUUGCAUCCACGUUGGAGGUCCACGGCUUUCAGACCACAUAAUGUAAACAUUUUUAAAAAGAGAACUCAACCACAUAACAACACCGAACAAGCCCAGUCAAUUUCUGUUCUGUUGUAUGAGUGUUUGAUGCCUAGAUGAUGAAGCCAGUUCAUUACCCAGCCAACUAUAUUAGCUUGUUACCCUAAGCAUCACUUCCUAUAUGUCAGAAGUAGGUUAUAGUGACUAGUAGAUGUGUGAAAUGCAAGAACAAAGCUGACUUUUUUUUAAGUAAUGCAACUCUAAAGCCUGUAUUCUACAAUCAGAAAAGGCUGAGAAUGUUCAUUUCUUUCACCCUGCUAUAUUUUUAGGUUUAAUUAUUACUUUUUAGGUUUGUUUUUGGAGAAAUGACAUCUAUACCAGAACAAUAAGACAAAAAGGUUAAGUGAGUCUAUGGUAUAUUUUGAAACCACAACUUGCAGUUGUUAUACAACUAUCAGUCGGCAAGCUCCACAUUUCAUGUCGCAGUGUCUUUUCAAGUGAAGGCUGUUUGGACCCUGAUGGUUGGGAGGGAAUGGAGCUCCAGAUCGAGCAUAGAGACAAAGCACAUAAGUUCCACCCUCUCCGAAAAACAAUAAAUUGCUCUCUAAUGACUUUGUAUUGGUGAAGGUGCCUCCUUAUCAUCCAUCUGAUAGCAAACAACACAAAAAUGCCUAAAAGCUGCUUUGUGGUGGGACGCACUACCAACAGGGGAGAGAAUCCAUGACUAAGUUUUAGAAACGGCAGAACUGAAAAACUGAGAUCCUGACACUCAGUAUUCCUACAUGCAGCUAGCAUUUUGCAAAAUUGGCCAGACAAAGUGAAGAGGUUAAAGCUAACUAAGCUGUGUAAUGACUGUUUUUAAUCUUUGUUGGGUUAAAUGAUGAUCUUACCUGAUGAUUCGAUCAAAUAGAUUUUAGUUAAAUAUCAAAGUAUGUCACUACUGGCCAUUCAGUGGGAACAUUUCUCCAAGAUAAGGAAGGUGAGGAGAAGGGACAGUAUUGAGUUGUCAAUGUAAAUUUUCCUCUCUAGUAGACAAAAGGUGCUAAAAUAGUCCUUUGACUGGCUGAGAUCCGUUUUUUUGCUAGCUACAGGCAUUUUGUGAGCAUUUCAGCCCUUGGUUGCACACUGUGGUACUGAUAGUUUUCCCCUCUGGUGGGCGUGUUUUUCAGAGGAUGAUGCUUUGCGCUCUAUCUCUAUAGACGGGGGCUUUAACUUUUAUUUUCUUGAUGCAAAACACACACGCAGCUAUCUUUUCUCCUUGCCAAAACUAGGCUUAACUCAUGUACCAGCCUGUUAUUCUGAUCUUUUUUUAUUUGAAUUCUAGAUAUACAGGUUGUUUAAAGAAGUCUUGCACCUUUAUUUUUUUUCAAAGCAGAUCAUCAAGGAGAAUCACUGAGAAGUCUUUAUGUGCUGGGCAAUGCAGGGCUAUAGGAAGGCUGUAACCACAAAACUAAUCCAACACAAAAGACUAAAAAGGCAUCAAAAGCAAGAAACCUGCAGCAGCUCGCCAUUGUUCCUUUGAAAAACACUUGAUUACUGGGAUAAGACGUGUGUUGGCGUACAUGCGCGUGUGACCUAGUAACCAUAGCAAUAUACUGUAAUUAUUGCAGAAGAUUCAGCACUUUCUGUCAGAUCUGUGCCAGGUGUAAGCAUUCCUAUGGUUUUGGAGCACGCUUCCCCUUAAUUUUGUGUGUUGGAGAGACGUGUGUGUCUGUGUGUAUCGUACUUAAACACAAAACACACAAAAAUCUCUGUGUGUGCAAGUUUGUGUAAACUCUUUUGUGACCUUUUAAUGCUCUUUAAUAAAACUGUCUUGCAGGAA